Molecule: messenger RNA, 2298 nt
Organism: Linum trigynum
Lineage: Eukaryota; Viridiplantae; Streptophyta; Magnoliopsida; Malpighiales; Linaceae
Source: the annotation of a GenBank genome assembly
CACCACAUUCACUUAGAAAACAAAAAACAUUCAUUCUCCCACACUCUCGAAUUCAUCAUCGACAUUUGGAAGCCGAAAUCGUCGAGCAUACGUCCGAACAAUGAGUAGCGACUCCGACGAGGUAAAAAGCUCGUUUUAAAAAAAAAAAAAAUCUCGACCGAAUGUGAUUUUCGGUUGGUCCAUGGUCAAACCGAAGUCAACAUUCGGUUGAACCAUGGUCAAACCGAAGUCAACAUUCGGUUGAGCCAUGGUCAAACCGAAAGUUGACUUCGGUUUGACCAUGUAUCAACCGAAUGUUGACUUCGGUUUGACCAUGUAUCAACCGAAGUCUUCGUUCGGUGAAGGGCGCCGCGGAACGAACGGAGCUUACCUUCUUCUCCGGCGAGCACGGACGGCAGGCGAGAGGAGGGCUGACGGCGACGGCUGGGCGACGGCGACGGCGAGUGCGUGGCGGCGUGGGACGGCAGGCCACUGGAGGAGGGCUGCGACGGCGACGGCGGACGAGGACUCACGGCGACGGGGGAAGGGCGAGGUGGGCCGGCGGGUGACUGACGGCGACGACCCGCCGUGGUCUCUCUGCGGCUGGGCGAUGGUCAAACCGGCGGCGGGUGACUGACGGGGAGGUCGGCGGCUGUUGGUGGACGGGGAAGGGAAGUGGAGGAAGGGGAAGUAUGCGAAGUGGAGGAAGGGGAGUGUUUGGCUAGGGUUUGUGUUUUAAUUUUAAAAAGAGUAAUUAAGUAAUUUACGUAUUAAGUUAGGACGACGAUUAGUAAUUUUUAGGACGACCUUUAACCCUUCAGAUAAAUAUUGAAUAAUCGGAUGUCAACGAUCUUUAACUUGUGGUUCUAGUGCUUUAUGUGAACGCAAGAAAUUGCAGUUUUGUAAGUCUCCUGACAGCAGCUGGGAAUAUCAUCAUCUCUUGAGAGCAAACCAAUCGAAAUAACUUAACUUGAGCACAAGAUUAAACCGCUACCCUUAAGACAGAGUAAUCCGAACCAGUCUCGGGUUUUGACGGGGUCCGACAUGCACAUGGAACUCAAAGCUGUGAGCAGGACUAUGAUAUGAGUAUGAGUGCUUUGGUGGCAGAGGUUUCAGUUUCGUCAUUAUCAUGGUGAAAUUGCAGUUGGGAAGAAAGGAAAAGCACAUUUGUCAUUUCACUUUGUUUCAUUUCGGACUCAUAGUAUGUGAACUUACUGCCCCUUGAGUCGGCGCAAACUUAUUAUGAUUGUUUGUGUGCUUUCAUAGUCGUUAUGGUAUCGUAGUAUAUGUUGUCAUCUGAUGGUAGAAUUUCAUCUGAUGUAUUGUUUUGUUUCUGUAGGAAGUAAAACGGUGCCUAAUAAAAGCAAGAGUUGUUUGUGUUGUCAAUGGCGGUCGGAUAAGUUAGAGCUAUAUAUAGUUAUCCCAAAAAAGACAUUAAUUUAUUGUUUCAGUAGAUAAACAUUGAAUGGCAGGAUGGUACUUAGCACAAAUGACUCAGCAUGCGGACAUACUUCUAAUCAGUGUCGACCUCUUGAUUCUAGUGCUCUCUAUCAAUGUGAGGAGCUGUUUCUUCUGUUCUUUUCUGGAGAUAUCCAUCAUCUCCUGGAAGCUCUAGUUUGACUUAGUAACACCUACUAUGAUUGUUUGUAUGCCCUCGUAAUUGUCAUGAUGUUGUCGUCCUGAUAGAAGAAGUUGUCGGAUGCAAUCUUUUCUUUCUAUAGAAAUAAAUCAGCGCCUAAUAAAGUUUGAGUUGCUUAUGUUAUUAUCGACUUUAGUUAAGUUUGAAGGUGUGCUUAAAAGAGCCUUUUAUUGUCUUGAGGAUGAAGAUUCUGCACAAUCUAAUUGUUCCAUUCUAUCAAUGUGAGGAGCUGUUUCUUCUGUUCUUUUCUGGAGAUAUCCAUCAUCUCCUGGAAGCUCUAGUUUGACUUAGUAACACCUACUAUGAUUGUUUGUAUGCCCUCGUAAUUGUCAUGAUGUUGUCAUCCUGAUAGAAGAAGUUGUCGGAUGCAAUCUUUUCUUUCUAUAGAAAUAAAUCAGCGCCUAAUAAAGUUUGAGUUGCUUAUGUUAUUAUCGACUUUAGUUAAGUUUGAAGGUGUGCUUAAAAGAGCCUUUUAUUGUCUUGAGGAUGAAGAUUCUGCACAAACUAAUUGUUCCAUUCUGGUGUAAUUGUCAUUAAUGGAAGGACACAAUAAUGAAAUAGCUCUUGGAAAGAAGUAAUUAUCAUUUCACUUUGUUUCUUCUCAGACCCACCACAGGCCACAGCCACAGCAAUUAAAGUUGUUGUGCCAAAGUGACAGUGAGUAAAGCUUAGAAUGUGAG